AUGAGGCAGGAAGUUCAACCGCGUCCGGCAAAGCGCGCCAAGACAACGAAAGUCCAGGAUUCGAUAUGUAUCGGGCGAGAAGUUCUGACAGUCACUUUCUGCGGUGAGGCGGCGGCAUCCCAAAAACUUCCAAUGACGACGCGGAAAGAUGUUGGCUAUGUUAUCGAUGCCCGUCUAGCUGAUGAGGCUCGAAACCCUGGCAACUGGCGAUUGCUGCUAAAGCCUCGACCCAACUACCGCGGCCGUCACUUUAGGCUCGAUUUGCCUCUGGGCGACGCUAAGAAGACUCGGUCGUUAAGGACAGCCUUGCACGUCGCGGAGAUUCAGGCCUCUGACCCCGGCGAAGAGGGUUGUAUAUGGGCUUCCGUCGAUGCCUCUGUGGAGCAAAUUGGGAGUUCGAUUCAACUCAGUCUCGCCAUCGAAGUGAGGUGGAACGAGAGUCUAACAAUAUGGGGAAGCGAGCGGUCCAGACUGAACUCACAGCAAACUCUCCGAGACGAAGUCCUCGAGACUUGGUUUCCCAAUCUCCACCUGCCCAAGGGCAGCGACGCCCAACCGUCGUGGUCUCCACAAGAUUUUUACGAAGCCGCAUGUGUCCCCGACAAGGAUAAGCUGGAAGCAGAUGUAUCAUCAAUGGAAGUUCCAAGGUUGGAAUCAGUCUUGUACCCCUUUCAACGCAGAGCUGUUCAAUGGCUUCUGAGGCGGGAGGGCGUGUGCUGGCAUCGUAACACCGAUAGCAGCCAAGCAGGUAUACAACCGUACGUUCCGUCGGACUUGUCAGACCCACCAAUCUCCUUCUAUGAAGCCAGAGACGUGGUCGGCAACCCUAUCUGGGUCAGCCCUUUACUUGGGGCGGCUACUAGAGAUGUGUCGCUGUUUCGACCCAUUCAGGAUCUGCGCGGCGGCAUUCUCGCAGAGGAGAUGGGGCUCGGAAAGACUUUGGAGGUGAUUGCAUUGAUACUGCUGCAUCGGCGACCCGAGUUUCCUGUCAUGGUGUACGAUUCCUUUCUGGGCCGCGAACUUUUGGCAACUUCGGCGACUCUGAUCGUUGCUCCUUCUUCCCUCCUCGACCAGUGGCUGUCGGAGCUCAACCGCCACGCACCAAGUCUCAAGGUCAUAGUCUAUCCCGGGGUUAAGAGGCUUGCCAGGGCGAAGGACCCGGAUGAACUAUCCGCUGAACGUUUGGCUGAACAAGACGUUGUCCUCACCACUUACGAUGUUCUCAGGAAAGAUAUUUGGGCGGCUUUGGAUGAGCCGGUCCGCUCGAUGCGCAACGAGAAGCAGUAUGAACGAGUCAAAUCCCCGCUUGUACAGCUCUCGUGGUGGCGGGUGUGCAUCGACGAAGCCCAGAUGGUAGAAAAUUGGACGAACAAUGCGGCGAAGCUUGCUAGGAAUAUUCCUCGUAUCAAUGCUUGGGCUGUCACGGGCACGCCCGUCAAAGAUGAUGUGCAAAAAGGUGCGGACGAGCCUCCAUGCUACUAA
Molecule: messenger RNA, 1482 nt
Organism: Thermothelomyces thermophilus ATCC 42464
Lineage: Eukaryota; Fungi; Ascomycota; Sordariomycetes; Sordariales; Chaetomiaceae
Exons: 1
Coding region: 1-1482 (493 amino acids)
Biological process (GO): protein polyubiquitination; DNA damage response
Cellular component (GO): nucleus
Molecular function (GO): ATP-dependent chromatin remodeler activity; ATP binding; ubiquitin protein ligase activity
Source: RefSeq, a predicted model, not a curated record